Molecule: messenger RNA, 1706 nt
Organism: Pieris napi
Lineage: Eukaryota; Metazoa; Arthropoda; Insecta; Lepidoptera; Pieridae
Product: putative nuclease HARBI1
Exons: 4
Coding region: 159-1241 (360 amino acids)
Source: RefSeq, a predicted model, not a curated record
AACACUAUUGUUGCGUUUCACAACUGUCAGAUAGCGCUAUUCGUCACAUAAAGUCCAUCAUAAGUUAUAUGUCGGAUGAAGUGGCAAAUAGCACAAUUUAUCUGAAACAUAAGUGUGUUUGACUGAUGUCAGACAAGAAAACGUCGUGAUUCAAUAAUAUGAUGGACGUUUUUGAAACUCUUGAAGAUGAGUUUGAUGAAUACUUUGAUCGCAUCACAACACCGCGCAGGAAUCCCGUAUUUCAGAAUAGAACCAACUAUAUGGAGACAUUGGACGAAACGGACUUUAGGACACGGUUCAGACUUACUAAAGAAGCCGUGAUGUUUGUUUAUUCAAUGAUUGAAGAAACAAUUUCUGCUCCUACAGAAAGAAAUCAUGUUAUAAUGCCGAUUACUCGUCUACUAUUGACUUUGAGAUAUUAUGCAACAGAAAGUUUUCUCACAGUAGUCGGUGAUUUCUCUGGUGUCAGCAAAGCUUCUGCCAGUCGCAUUGUCACCUUGAUUUCACAGGCUAUUGCACAGCUCCGUCCUGAGUUCAUCAAAUUUCCAACCGAUACUCAAGAAAUACAGCAAGAGUUUUACAACUUAGCUAAAUUUCCAAGACUCAUUGGCGCUAUUGAUUGUACCCAUGUUCCUAUAAAAUCUCCAGGUGGAGACAAUGCAGAAGAAUGGAGAGACAGAAAGUCACAGUUUUCUUUUAAUGUUCAAACUGUAGUGAGUGCAAAGUUGAAGAUUUUAGACAUAGUGGCUAGAUGGCCAGGAGCAGCACAUGACCAAACAAUUUUCAACAAUUCAUUCCUAAAACAAAGACUGAUAAAUGGAGAAUUUGGAAACCUUUUGAUUGUUGGUGAUAAAGGCUAUGAAAAUACUUCAUACCUUCUAACUCCACUCCAAAACCCCACGACUCCAGCAGAACAUCUAUAUAACGAAUCUCAAAUUCGAAGCAGAAAUGUGGUGGAAAGGACAUAUGGUGUUUGGAAAAACCGGUUCCCCAUUUUGUCAAAAAAGAUUUUGCUUCAUGUAUCUCGUGUACAAGCCGUGAUAGUGGCAUGUGCGGUGUUGCACAAUAUUGCUAUUGAUAUGCGAGAUGAACAUUUUGAACUACUGCAACAAGUAGAUGAACCUGCUGAUGAUAUUGAUCAAAGCGCAAUUGACAACGUGGGAAAUGCAAGUGUGCGAAAUCCGCAAUCUCUAAUUUUGAAUCAGCAACUUUUUCGAAUGGCCUUUUCAUCUUCGGAGUAGCUGAAAAUAGAUUGAUUGGUUAGCCGUGUGGUGGCAGCAAAGACGAGUAGUACCACCCAAUAUUUGCUUGUGGGUGUCGAUGAAAGCGACUUAGGGCUUAUCCGCGAGUUUUAGAUAUAGCGUGGUGACUAUAGGCAAAACCUAAUAAUGAAAUAAAUCUACUUUAAUACAAAUAACUUACAUAAAGCGGGAUGUUUUUUGGAACGUAGAGAUUUUGGCUUCCAGUUGGUCCACUUUUCAAUUGCCAAUUUUUUUGGGGUAGCACUACCACAUUCACCUGAAGUGAAACAUAAAAGGUAAAGUCCGACUAACUUACCAACAACUCUGAGGCAUAACAAUUUGAAGCAUUACUUACUUAUUUUUCUUUUUGGAGGUUGCUCCUCAUUAGAAUCUUCCUUCUGUGUACAAACGUCUGCCUCAACUGAAUGGAUAGAUUCUCUUUCUAAAAUUAUAUCAUAAUAUGUA